Scophthalmus maximus (turbot) is the source of this 5525-nucleotide messenger RNA. RefSeq names its product transcription factor AP-4 (activating enhancer binding protein 4) (gene tfap4). Gene Ontology annotation, biological process: regulation of transcription by RNA polymerase II. Lineage: Eukaryota; Metazoa; Chordata; Actinopteri; Pleuronectiformes; Scophthalmidae. Bases 1818 to 2630 code for a protein of 270 amino acids. The transcript is spliced from 7 exons. Gene Ontology annotation, molecular function: protein dimerization activity; DNA-binding transcription factor activity, RNA polymerase II-specific; RNA polymerase II cis-regulatory region sequence-specific DNA binding. The record is from RefSeq and is a predicted model, not a curated record. Gene Ontology annotation, cellular component: nucleus.
AAGUUAUUGUGGGUGGUGCGGCCAUGCCGCGGGGCUGAGAGGGACGAGGGGCUCUGGCGUUCUGCUUCCUGUGUGUGUGGCGCCUUGUUUUUUUGGCCACUCGUCGCGUGAAAAUGGACAUUUACGAGUCCAAACCGCCCCCAGUCGACGUGGUGACAGUUUUGACCGGUGUUCCUCUGCGUUUCGGCCGCGCUGCCGAGUCGCCUCCACUGCGUCUCCCCCCCCCCGCGCCGCUGCCAUGCUGCCUGCCGCAUUGUUGUAAUGGCGGAGGACACGAAGCGUCUGGCUGCUGCUGGGAGCGCGGCGGCGGCGGUGUGUGCGUGUGGAGCGACUGACGGAGGGAGAUUCAUUUUUGGCCGCUUGUUAUAAUACAUUUCCUCCAGUGUGUCCGGUGAAGGGACCUUUAAUGCUCGCGACGAGGAAGGAAGGAUAUUUCAUAGUGGCGUUAUUAGGAAAGGGGGUGUGUGUGUGUGUGUGUGUGUCGCUGAAGGCCCCGUCGAUACGUCCGCAGCCCUGUGGCUGGCGAGGGAGGGAGGCGGAGGGAUCUGCUGCUGGUAGUGACGCAGGGCAGUCUGGGAAAUGUAGUCCCUCUUUCCUUUUUUUAAUAAUCACAAGUGGCUGCGGGUACUUUGCGACCCAUUCCCCAGUUUAACAGGAAAAGUAAUUGGAAAAUAAGUUGCAUGACAUAUUUAUCUACUAUAUAUAUAGACUGCAUCAGUUAAUUGAUAAAUCGUUUAGUAAUUGAUAACUAAAUUAAUCAACAACUAUUUUGAUAAGCGAUUAAUCCGUUCAAAAUUCCCUGAUUUCAGCUUCUUAAAUGUGAAUAUUUUCUGGUUUCCUUGCUCCUCUGUGACAGUGAACUGAAUAUAUUUGGUGUGUGAAAAAAAAGAAAAACAAUUAAUCGAGAAAAUAAUCAACAGAUUAAUCGAUAAUGAAAAGGAUCGUUCCUUGCGGCCCUAAACAUAAAUGUAGACAAUAUAAUCAGAUUGCUUGCAUCAGCUUUCAUUCCCUUAACUAAUGAUAUUACUUUUUGAUAUGGUGAUUUAUCAUUUGGGCUAUAACAUGAAUGUCCUCAUUGGGCCCCGAGCUGUUCCUCCGUAGUUUGGCAUUGGAUUGGUUUGCUGGAUGUGCGGCUGCAGUGUUGGUGUGACUACACACACGCGCACACACUCCUUUUCUCAUCUGUGUGUGCACAAUUGUCCCCAGUGUUUGUACUGAGGCAGCUGAGUCAGUACAGAUAAGAGCUUGGCCAGAGAGGGUCCCGGAGAUACCGAACCUGAUACAAAGGAUGUUAGAAUGUUGUAGAGGAAGUUCGCCUUGAAUUUCCCUUCAGCUUAUUGUGAAUGAUGGCUUUUCCUCACAGUUUUAGGGUGGAAUUAUUAACAGACGUGGUGCUGCUUAUAAUUAUGUCUUAUUGACAGUCAUCUGGAGUUAACAACAAAGAGUUUUCAAACCUUUUGAAAUCAGAAGCGGGAUUGAAUGUAGUAGGCACAGUCAUUAUACAUCUAAACACCUGUAGGGAAUUUCUCUUAACUUUUCACUUUCAAAAGGUCAAUUCACAUAAUCCGAUCUGUUCUAAAGCCCCACGUGCACUGACUCUUCAGAAGGGCUGGAGCACGACCAAUAUGGGCUUGAACUCAUGUGUUGGGGUCAAAAGAAUAGUUUCUCAAAUUUCUACAAUGCCCUGCUGCUGUUGCCAUCGCCGGAUGCAACCGUAAUGACACACUCUGGCCAACAUUCCUCUGACCCCAGAAACAGCCCGCGACCAAGAGAGGAGAAUCCGCAGAGAGAUUGCCAACAGCAACGAGCGUCGGCGCAUGCAGAGCAUCAACUCUGGAUUCCAGUCGCUUAAAACACUCAUCCCACACAGUGAUGGAGAGAAGCUCAGCAAGGCUGCCAUCCUGCAACAGACGUCAGACUACAUUUUUACUCUGGAGCAGGAGAAGACGCGGCUAUUGCAGCAGAACAGUCAGCUCAAACGAAUCAUACAAGAGUUAAGUGGUUCUUCCCCGAAGAGGAGGCGCGCAGAGGAGAAGGAUGAAGGGAUCGGCUCGCCAGACAUCCUGGAGGAGGAGAAGUCUGAGGACUUGAAGAGGGAGAUGAUCGAGCUGCGGCAGCAGCUGGAGAAGGAGCGGUCAGUCAGGAUGUUGCUCGAAGAUCAGAUGCGUUCCCUGGAUGCACAGAUUUACCCGGAGAAACUCAAGGCGAUCGCCCAGCAGGUCCAGGAGCAGCAGGCCCAAACACAGAGCCUCGUUCGUCACAAGCAGCUGGAGAGGGACCUCACUCCGGCCCACAGCCCACAGGUUUUGGCCCCGGCUACGCCUCCUGCACCCACACACCAUGCUACGGUCAUCGUCCCUGCGCCUGUCCAAACUCCUCAGCCCCAUCACGUCAACGUGGUCACCAUGGGCCCGGCAUCGGUCAUCAAUACAGUUUCCACAUCCCGACAGAAUCUGGACACCAUUGUUCAAGCAAUCCAGCACAUCGAGGGCACCCAGGGGAAGGGUGGCGCUGGUGAGGAAGAGCAGCGGAGGGCAGUCAUCGUCACUUCGGGUCGCGUACUCUCCGACGCGGCGGGCUCGGACACCGCCUCAAACAGCGACGGGCCGGACGACUGUUCACUGCCCUGAGUUCACCCCUGGUUUCUCCCACAUCGUACACUUACACGCAUACACAGGAAACACCCAAGCAGACCAGGGCUAUGGGAGGCUUCAGACCUAGAGCACUCUUGUUCAGUGGACAUUAAUUGGGCUGGUAGACAAAUUGAAGCACUCGUCUUUUUUUUCCUUUCUUCCUUUUUUUUCUUACAUGUUGUACCGUGAUAGGCGGCCCAAAUAGGUUUACACUUAGACACUCAUACAUGCAGUCUCCUCUGCAUCUUUUCUCUGCUUAUCUCUAGGUGCCUGCUAUCUCACUUAACAAACUCAUAUCUGUUCAUUAAUCUGUAGAAAAGGUUAUUAGAGCAACUAUUUCACUGACUGAUCUGUAAAUGUUCCUGGGCACGGCAUACUAGAGCAUCUGCUAAACGGCUCCAUUUACCACCGGGACUGUCAUCUUUAUUUGGCCCUGAAGCCAUGUGACUGAUCUGCAAAACAUCAGUGUGGCGUCAUCGCCGCCCAACACCAGAGCAUUUUUAUAAGGAUGAACAACAUCCUUUAAACCUCCUGCUCAUCCUGACCCAUCUGAGCUCUUUGGAGAGACACUGUGAGCUUACAAGACUGUCGCAAAGUUACACCUUUUUAGGCUUCUAGAUGAAAGAAUUGGUUAUUUUAUUCUUGUGAAGUGUACUUUUUCAUGUUUUGUUUCUUUGAGGCUCCCACAACCAGCAAGUUAAAGUGAUUGUAUGGGAGGGGGGAGACACAUAAAAAGGCACCACCUUGACUGGAAUUUUUUAAGCUGCUGUCAUGGGUGAUUGGUGCUCACAGGAAAUGAAAUGAAGCUCCGGAGAAGAGAGUGCACUUAUGCUUCACAACUCUAUUCUUUCCCUUGUUUGUUUGUUACCAUUUUUACUGGGCUGGGUUCCUGGUAAUCCCGCAGAUGUAUUUGGCAUGUUUUUUUUUCUUUUUACUCAUGGCCUGACAAAAAAAAGUGCUUUGAUAUUUCUUGACACCUCCCCUUGUUGAAUAUAAAAGUACCUGGCUGGUAAAAAUAAGCUAAUCUGUGGGCACUCGUAGGUGAUUCCCACUGUUGUAUGUGUAUGUCCCUUUUAGCAUUUUGAAUCAGCAGGGUGUUCGUGGUUCCACAGACUCUGGCAGUCUGCGACAGCACCACUUCUGCCUUGAAAUUAAAGCCACACAGGUAUGUGUGCACGACAUUGACACAUACACGUAACCACAGACAUACAAUCACGUUUGCUCUAUCCCAAGGGCUGGUUUUAUUUAAGCCCCUAACAGGCUAGUUUCUUGUCCAAUUGUUGGGACAUCUAUCAAAGCAGAGUAGUGCUACAAAUAUGAGGAAAACUGCCCGGUGAAAUUGUUUGAAUGUGCUAUGGAGUUGACUGGGUAGACCACACACAUGCUCUAUGCAUUUCCUUAAAUAGAGCUUCUGCUUUGUCUAGUAUACAGCACUAUUAACAUGUUGCAGCUCAGUCCCUAUUUUUAAAUGCGUUGUUUUGCCUGGAACUGUUGAUCGACGGACAGAUUGACAUUAAGACGUAGCUGAGAGAGGCAGCAACUUGCCUUAACAGCCCGUGGGUGCAGGGGGGCACUGUGAAUCCAGCCUUAGCACGACCCUGGGGUCCAAGCGAUGUAGCUGAACACCCGAUAUGGGUCGAUCAGUGGCCACUGGAAUCCCUUUUCACUACGCCUUUUCAAACAGACGUGUAAACUCCCAGGGUGUGUUGGCAUAUAUAUUCCAAGUUAUUUUUUCUACCUUACUUGUUUGUUUUAUUAUGUUGGCCUCAAAUGAACAGGUUGCUGGUAUACUAAUUACUGUCAAGUGCUUUUUUCCCCCCCCCCUUAAUAUUCAAAAAUUCCAAAAUAUAUCUGAUUACUGACUUCUGGUAGUAUCUGUGUCGGGUGGAAAUUUUCCACAGUGAAAUGUCAACAUUCCAUAAAACAUGAAACAGUUUUUCUUUACAAGUUACUUUUCAAAUGUGAAACCUGGUAUAUUUAGAGAUUAGUCACAUUUAAGGCUUUUGACACAUCACUGCUAUUUUAAACUCGCUCAUUCGAAUCCAAUGCAUCAACGCAUAGAAGAAGGUUUGAAGUAUUGGACAGAUGGUGUGUUCAAGUGAACACACCUCACCUAUCAUGACUUAAGUCAUGGAAUGGCCCUUUAAGAAAAUGUUGAUGUCAGCUCCACUGAAACGAGCGUCAAAUUUAUUCAUGGGGCAUUGUCCCAGUACUUAUCAUUAUAUGGGAAGGGGAUUCCUGGAUAUUGAAAAUGUGGCUUGCAUGCUCUGCUGUUGUGGAGCUCUUGCUCCCCCCCCCCCCCCUCGGAGUAUCUGCAUUCGAUGGUCUCCUGCUGAAUCUCAGCAUUUUUAUUUCCAUCUGUGUUUUGCACUCUACUCUGUGUCUUAGGAAAUGUGUAGUGGACAUAUCAGAUUGUCAGAUGAGUCGGGUGGGCCUUGGGAUCAUUAAAUGGCGUCAAGAUUACAAAGCACUUACUGUAAUAUACUGGAGACCGCCUCUUUAUUUUGUAAAAAAAGGGGCAUCUCCUCAGCUGGAGCUCUUGAGGUUAUGAGUAAAAAAGCGCACAGCUGUGUAUCCCCCUUCCCCGCCAUUUCAAGUCCCUCUACAUCUUAUCCCAUUUGCCCCUCAAAUGUGUUUUGUUCUCUUUUUUUUUGCGAUCUUUUAUGCCGUCUUUGUUUACCUGUUGUCAACAUCUCUCGUCUCCUUCACAUUUUGCAGCUCCCUCUCUCUUUGUCUGUCUCUCUCUUUACCUUUUUUUGUUAGACCUGUCAAUGCAUAUGUUCAUCAAGAACCUUUUUUUUUUUUUUUUCUAAAGAGAAAUGUUUUGGGGAUAAAGAGGCUUGUGCCUUUGUAAAGACAGAAUAAUAAAGUUUGUACUUUGUUUUUUACACA